Molecule: messenger RNA, 2077 nt
Organism: Cuculus canorus (common cuckoo)
Lineage: Eukaryota; Metazoa; Chordata; Aves; Cuculiformes; Cuculidae
Gene: EIF2AK2
Product: eukaryotic translation initiation factor 2 alpha kinase 2
Exons: 16
Coding region: 263-2077 (604 amino acids)
Biological process (GO): protein phosphorylation
Molecular function (GO): ATP binding; double-stranded RNA binding; protein kinase activity
Source: RefSeq, a predicted model, not a curated record
GGAGGCUUCCGCACCCCCUGCCCCGAGCCCCGCAGACCGGGCGGGGCCUGCCUUCUAUCCUCGGUUUCGGUUUCGCUUCCAGCCAGGUCCGUGCAGUGGGAAACGAAACCGAGGUGGUGCGUGCAAGCCGCCCGAGCUGCUGUGCUGCCGCAGCUCCCGGAGCCGGAGGGGACGCGGACAGCGAGGGACCCGCCCGGACCCGCCGAGGCUGCUCCGCGCCGGGAGCUGCGCCCGUCCUGAACCUUUUUGAGAUUGUGUGAAAAUGGAACGUGAGUGUAUGAAGAAGCUCAAUGAAUACUGUCAAAGGCAGAAAUUGACACUGGUCUAUGCUGAUGUCAAGGUGACUGGCCUAUCUCAUGAUCCUGAGUUCACAGUUGUGGUUAAAAUAGAUGGUGUAGAAUACCGUACAGGCACUGGUAAAAAUAAGAAGGAAGCAAGAGCAGUAGCAGCAAAAGAAACCUGGGAAAUGAUUGAAAAACAGCUAGAGAGUCCUUCAAAUAUGCAAGCUGAAGAAUUAGUGACAAGUCCAGUGACCUUACCACCUGUACCAGACAAUGACUAUGUCAGCCGACUAAAUAUGUUUUCACAAAGGACACGGAGAUUAGUUGAUUAUUCUAAGAAACAGUGUUCUGGAGGUGCCCAUGCUCCCAUGUUUUCUUGUAGCUGUGUGAUUAGUGGUACGGUGUAUGGAAUUGGCACUGGACCUUCUCUAGCUGCUGCAAAACAAGCUGCUGCAAAACAGGCAUAUGAGAAGCUAGACAAGGAAGGCUCUCUAACACAUAUUCCAUGGAUUCCACUGAGGAGGAAAACAAUCCUUAUUUUGAUAGGAAGUGAAAAAUCUAACAGCAAUUUUACACUUGGCGAACAUAGUAAUUCCUCUCGAGCGCCAAUUCAGUCUGACUCAGACAGCAGUAUUUGCUUUGAAGACUCAGCUGAAAAGUUGGUAGAAAAAAUGAAAGACAUGCGAGUAUGUGAAAAGCCUUCACCUUCUUGGAGAGACACCCUGAAAGGUAAAAGACAAUUGGCAGCUAAUUUUGGUAACAUCAGAAACGAGGGAGAGAAAAAAAAGAUGUCAGAUUCAGAUGAAAGUUUGCCACAUUUGGACACAGAUACCAGGGAAAGCCCAUACACUGUGAAUCAAAGAUUCCUUGAGAGUUUUAGAAAUAUAGAGCCUAUUGGUGAAGGCGCUUUUGGGAAUGUUUUCAAAGGAAUAGCAAAGAAUGCUGACAGAACCUAUGCAGUCAAACGAGUUUGCUUCACAAAGAAGGUAAAUCGUGAAGUAAAAGAACUUGCGAGGCUUGACCAUGAAAACAUAGUGCGCUAUUAUUUUAGCUGGGAAGGAGAUGACUAUGUAACUUACCCAGACUCGAGGAAGAAGUCAGAGAAAAAAUUGCACUGUCUUUUCAUCACAAUGGAAUUCUGUGAACAAGGGACAUUGGAAAACUGGAUUGAAAAGAAGAGACAAACCCGAAAGUAUCAUGAAAUGGCACAAAACAAAUUUUUACAAGUACUGAAAGGAGUAGAAUAUAUUCAUUCUAAAGACUUAAUUCAUCGAGACCUCAAGCCUCAAAAUAUAUUCAUAUCACAUGAAGAUAAAAUAAAAAUAGGCGACUUUGGUCUUGUGACUUCUCUGGCAUAUGGGACUCUGAGUAAGAACAGAGGAACAGAAUCAUAUAUGGCACCAGAACAGUUUGGGGACAAAUACGGAAAGGAAGUAGAUAUUUAUGCACUGGGAUUAAUUUGGUUUGAAGUUCUUUCUCCAUGCAGUCGUCAUGAAAAAAGUGAGAUAUGGCAUGAUAUUAGAGAAGGUAAACUUCCAGAGCGCUUAAUCAACCAAUUUCCAGCAGAGGUAUGGGAUUUUAAUACAUUAUUUCAGUUGAUUUAUUCACUCAAAAAUAAUUUAUUGACAUUUACUUUCUUUUUGCAGGCAACUAUGAUAAAAAGGAUGCUUUCAAGAGACUCUUCAGGAAGACUGUCUGCAUCUGAAAUACUUCAUUUGAUGUCCGUUGAUAAAAACAACUCACUUAAAACUCCUUUUACAAGUUUUUCAGAUUCUGCAUAUAAAUCCAGCAUUUGA